AGCAGCAGCGCGGAGGGACAGCGCGCGCGCGAGUUGUGCAGUGACUUUCGUGAGCGACAGACGUGUGGAGGUGAUACUUGUACCCGUACAUCAGUCAGUGCGCGGUUGACGGAGGAUUUCCCGUGAAAACCGUGAUCGUCGGUGCGUCACCUCGUCACGAAUUGUUAGUCAACAAAGAAUCGCAAGAGGCGAAUCGUCGAUGGUUCGUUGGACUCGUUGCUUCUCUUGCCCGUAAAAUGGGAAGUGUUCGCGCGUUUCCGAGAAGAGAAAAAUCGCACGAGUGUUCGAAGAAGAGCCGGCAAACUUAACCUUUUCUCGCUGUAUACACACGCACUGAGACGACGAGCCUUAAUAGAGGAAAAGUACGCGGAGAGACAUCGUACACGCGAGGAGGAACCGUAAGGAAGAGACAGAGGGAGAAAGACGGUGAAAGCCACGAACAUGAGAGAUUCAACGAUAAUCACGCAUGCCGAUGUUUAUAACGAGCUGCCAAGCACGUCUUAUGACAAUGUGAUGAGGUCGGCGGACUCGUCGCCAACCCUGCAAGCAUCACUGCCAUCGCCCAACUACGUGGACCUUCCUGACGAGCCUCGACCUGGCAAGAUAACUCCCACGACCCCAGCGACCAACACGACCAACUCGUCCCCGUCGCCACGAGCUUCGAAGUCCGACGACACCGGUGGCAAGAGCAGCCCCGAAGUCGACGAGGAGGAGGCUAUCGAGGAGGCCGUCCCCAUCGUCCGCACGACUCUGCCCUCGCCCGAGCCUCGACCCCUCAUCGAGCGCAAUGGCUACAAGGACCACGACCGGGUCGACGGGAUCAACGGCAUCAAGCAGAAGCCGCCCCAGCAACACGACGUCGACGACGACAGCUGCCUCAUCAAGUGCGUGUAUUUCACUCAGCAGUGCUGCGAGUGCACAAUAGUCUGAGCGCGGACUAGCUGCUUUGUGGAAUGAUGAUGAUGAUGAUGCUGAUGAUGAUGAUGAUGAUCUUGCGAGAGACUGCGCGCGAACGUCAGAUUUGGAGCUUCGAUGCCGAAGCUCUCGAUCCGAACGACGUUGCGGCGCAGGUUCGAGACUGACGAGCGAGUGUCGUGUGAAAUUUUUUCGCCAGUCGAGAGACGCACUUGUUUCGGGAGAAACAAUUUUAGACCAACGAAAGUCAUGCAUAUCCGAUGUCGCGUAGAAGUACACAUAUUUGUAUACCUAUAUAACGACGAGAAUAUCAAAACUUUACAUAUGAUGAGGAUGAUAUAGGACGCACUUGGAAAACUGCCCGGUUUGACGUCAAUUUUUACAUGCUAUAUAUACGAGGGGAAAAAAAGGACAGACAGCGAUGUACGUGGUCCGAGUGAGAUUGUACGAUAUAUAUAAAUUAAUUUUAAUGCGCUGUUUCGAAAGCAGACGCUGACGUUUAUGCUGAGAAACGACGAGGAACGAAAUUAUUAUUGCUAACAUUGCCAAACUUUCCAAUUUCAAUUAAGCAAUAUGUAAUUAGCGGUACAUAGGAAACGAAUAAGGCUUACUAAUUGGUAUACUGUAAUGACAAACUUAAAUUGUUAAUGUGCGAUUCGAUCUAAUGACGCUACGCGAUGAUAUACUUUGAAUCGACAUAAGGAAUAAUAUUAUUUUUUGGUGUAAUUUAAAUUAUAUAUAUUUUGAUAAAUAUUAUAUUGAAUAUACGUUGUUGAAAGAAGAAAGAUUCUGUUAAAUUAGAUUGUGUACAUAUUAUUGCAUAGAGUUAUAUUCCAAGAGUAAAUUAAGAAUUUUCUCAGCAUAUAUAAUAUAGAGGUAUAAAAGUGUGGCGAUUUAUGAAAAUUUCAUCGUGAAAUAGUGAUAAAAGCGAUAUCAAAAGCUUCUCGAGUGCGCGACUACAUCUUUUAUACAAAAAGAAAAACUUUUGGAAGUAUUUUCAUAUCUUUCUUACGCGAUUUUACAUUUUCGUAGAUACGUUAUUUUUACUAAAUGCAGAUUUCCAUUUAAGCAAAUCACAUUCGAUGAGACAAUUUUCUUAGUGCGCGAAAGUAGGGAGUUUUAUCAAAUUGAUAUCGACGUUUUUUAGCGCAUGUGAUUCCACCAAAAAAAUCUGAAUUUUACGACCUUCAACAACUUGUGAAAGUAUACAACUCAUCGGCUUUGGCAUUAUCGUGAAAAACUCGUCCUUAUCAAUUCAAUAAAAGAUUGCGAGUGUCUAGAGCGAGCAGAAGAAAGUAUAAAAAUGCUCAACGAGAUUUCGAUACACUUAUUAGAGAUAUACUAUAUUUAUCUAAUGUAUGUACAUAUACAUCGGCUAUCGACAAUAAAAUAAAGAGAAAAAAGAUGAAGAUGAUACCGAGCACCAGCUGUGAUCUUUCGCCAGGUUGCUCUCUUUGGCGAUUCUUACAACGUGAUCAAGCAAUGGAUAUCAAACAAGUGUAACCAUGAUCAAAACGACUAACGAAACAUUCCGAGAGUACAAUAUGUUCGAGUUUUUGUUUGGACACAAGCAAGCUGUAUUUUUAUAGGCGCAUAUAAUAUAUGAUUUUGUAUCGUACAGCGAGCAGAAAUCUAUUGUAUAAAUUUUGAAAGUCACGAGAAAGGUUCGCAAUUGCGAUGGUCGAGGAAGAGACGGAGUUCAUAUAUCAAAAAUGUGUCGGCAUUAUAACGCGUAAAUAAAUCUAAGCUUUCGAUCGUAUUUUUCGCAUGAUUUUUGACAAAAAAAAAACAAUCCUAUCACGUGUGUCGGCGUUCAGUGACACAUACUUCGAGAGAAAAACAAAAUUUCGUCGACAUCCGAAGGUAAAACUAUUAUUAACGAUAAUAUAUAUAAAAAUAUAUACAUAUAUAUUUUUUCUUCGUAUAUAUACAAAUCGCGCCACGUAAUACACACCCAUAGAAGAGGCGAGCUUCGUUGUAUACGUGAUUAUUUCCAGGUACAAUUUACCUAAGUAUUCUGAACGAAGUACGAAAGUAUGUCGGUAUACUAUCGUUAAUAUAAGCGCGCAAUUUUUUUUCGCAUGUAUCAUAUACGACAACUGCAUAAAAAGUACAUAAAAGUCGAAGAUGCGCAAAAGCUUCCGUUUCAUUCUAAUAGAGAGGCUGAUCGCCUCAUUUUUUCUUUUUUUUUUGUAAGUGUACAGAGCUAAGUGACAAUUAAAGUGCAAUUUGUUUUACACA
Nasonia vitripennis (jewel wasp) is the source of this 3156-nucleotide messenger RNA. RefSeq lists its product as uncharacterized. The transcript has 2 exons. The record is from RefSeq and is a predicted model, not a curated record. The coding region runs from base 442 to 930 and encodes 162 amino acids. Lineage: Eukaryota; Metazoa; Arthropoda; Insecta; Hymenoptera; Pteromalidae.